Morus notabilis is the source of this 990-nucleotide messenger RNA. RefSeq names its product ATP synthase delta chain, chloroplastic. The record is from RefSeq and is a predicted model, not a curated record. Gene Ontology annotation, biological process: photosynthetic electron transport in photosystem II; photosynthetic electron transport in photosystem I; proton motive force-driven ATP synthesis. Gene Ontology annotation, molecular function: proton-transporting ATP synthase activity, rotational mechanism. The transcript has a single exon. NCBI's taxonomy places the organism in Eukaryota, Viridiplantae, Streptophyta, Magnoliopsida, Rosales, Moraceae. Gene Ontology annotation, cellular component: chloroplast thylakoid membrane. The coding region runs from base 120 to 827 and encodes 235 amino acids.
UUGCAUCUCAUUCGUGUAGUAAGUUUUAGUGGCUGAAACUAUCCUUAUCUCUUGUCAAAAUGAGACCAAUUCUACAACUACAGAACAACAGCAACAAUUAGCACACAACUUCCCUCUCCAUGGACCCUCUUUCAAGCUCAGUUUCAACCCUCAAAGUCCCUACCCUCCACUCAACCACAUCUCGUCAUGAACUGCUCACUCAUUUCAAGACCACCCCAUCAAAAAACCUCCCCUACUCAUCACUCCUCCCCAACAAGACCCCCACUUUCACCACCCAAAACCCCUUCACUCCCUCAUCCUUCUCCUCAACAUCUCCGACCCGGUCUCUCACCGCGCCAUCGCCGUCGCCACGGCCCCCCAUCCACCACCGAAACCCCGCCACCGGGUACGCGGCGGCUCUCCUCGACGUAGCGCAGGCAAACAAUUCAGUUGACUCGGUGGGCCGAGACGUGGAGAGGCUGCUGAAUUUGAUGAGGAACAAGAGGGUUGAGGCGGUUUUGGGGAGUGCCUUUGUGGGGGAGAAAGAGAAAGGACAAGUGGUUAAGGACUUGGCCGAGAAGGGAAGGUUUAGUAGGCAUUUGGUGCGUUUGGUGAAGAUGUUGGUUGACAAAAAAAAAGACGUUGGAAUUAUAAGGCAAGUUUUGGAGGAGUUUGAAAGGGUUUAUGAUCAGAUGUUGAGGACUCAAGUGGUUUUGGUUUCUUCGGCAAAAAAGAUUGAGGAAAAUAACAUGUUUUGGAUUGCCAAAAGGGUGCAAACACUCACUGGGGCUCUCAAGGUCAAGGUGAGGAAUUUGGUUCGUCAUAACUCGCUUUCCUUUGCUGUGUAAAGAGCUUGUUUUUAUGUAUAAAUGCAGAAAUUAACAGAUUAUAUACGUGGGGUUAUCUAUAUAUGUACAAUGUUACAAUCCACUUAACUCUUUCAAAUCCCAUGUCUGAAUUUGUUAAAUAUUAUUUGUUAUAAUUAAGCUCGUGGCUACAUCUUCCAUUUUU